CUAAAAUAAAGAUCCUGUUACUAGCGCCCCCUCAGAGAUUUACACAAGAACCAGAACUUUUUGACUACAAAAUUUUUUCUUCGUUUGUUUAGUCGAAGGAUGGAUACUCUUCUGUCAGUAUUUUUCUUAGAGAACUUUAUUUUGUUCUAAGAAAAAUGGUUGAGUGAAUUGACAGAUUAUCCAGAUACACACUUAUUAAUUCUAUUGUUAAAGUGAAUGUUUAAAGGAGCAUUUUAUUCAAGCUAACAUAUAAAAGCCCACUUUCUAAAUAUGGCACAUGUGACUCGGAGUCACCGCAGUGGGCCAAGCAUGAGCCCGGCCAGGUCCAACCCACAUGGUUUGAGACAGAUAGAACUAGACCAGAUUUGGGAUGACCUGAAAGCUGGAGUUAAAAGUGUGUAUAGACGCCAGAGCAUGUCAAGAACCAGAUACAUGGAACUGUACACACAUGUGUACAAUUACUGCACUAGUGUCCAAAGUGUGGCUAAUCAAAACCAACAGGGAACCUCUACUGCUGCUGCAGCUACUCAACGAAGUACAAGCUCUCGCAAUCGUAACCGAACUCAGGGUGGAGGAGCACAAUUUGUGGGCCAUGAGCUCUACAAAAGGAUCAAAGACCUCCUAAGACAGUAUUUAGUAAACUUGUUAAAGGAUGGUCAGGAUCUUCUAGAUGAACAGGUUCUGCAGUUUUACACUCGCCAGUGGGAAGAUUAUCAAUUUUCCAGCAAAGUGUUAGAUGGCAUAUGCUCCUACCUCAAUAGACACUGGGUUCGUCGUGAAUGCGAUGAGGGUUCAAGAGGGAUAUAUUUUAUUUAUUCAUUAGCCUUAAUCACAUGGAGGGAUAAUCUGUUUAAGCCUCUUAACAAACAAGUUACCAAUGCUGUUUUGAAGUUGAUAGAAAGGGAAAGAAAUGGUGAACCUAUCAACACACGUCUUGUCAGUGGAGUAAUAAGUUGUUAUGUUGAGCUAGGAUUAAAUGAGGAUGACCCAAGUGCCAAAGGACCUACUUUAUCUGUUUAUAAAGAACAUUUCGAAACCUUAUUUCUAAAUGACACUGAAAGAUUUUACACUACAGAAAGCAACGAGUUCCUUAGACACAAUCCAGUGACUGAGUACAUGAAGAAAGCAGAAAUGCGUCUAAUGGAAGAGCAAAAACGUGUACAGACUUACUUGCAUGAGAGUACUUAUGAUGUUCUCGCACGUGUUUGUGAAAAAGUGUUAAUACAGAAACAUUUAGAAAACUUUCACUGUGAAUUCCAAAAUCUCCUCAAUGCUGACAAAGAUGAAGAUCUUGGUAGAAUGUAUCAACUGGUUUCUAGAAUUCAAGAUGGUCUUCAUGAACUCAAGUCUCUUUUAGAGAAACACAUUUUAAAUCAAGGUGCCUCUGCACUGGAGAAAUGUGGAGAGGCUGCCUUAAAUGAUCCUAAGGUGUAUGUACAGACUAUACUAAAUGUUCAUAAGAAAUAUCAUGCCCUGGUUAUGACAGCUUUUGCCAAUGAUGCUGGGUUUGUUGCUGCUCUUGAUAAGGCAUGUGGUCAGUUCAUUAACUCCAAUUUUGUGACCAAACAAGCAAGCAACUCAAGCAAGUCCCCAGAGCUGUUGGCCAGAUACUGUGAUCUGUUAUUAAAAAAGAGCUCGAAAAACCCAGAAGAAGCAGAAUUAGAAGAUACUUUGAACCAAGUUAUGGUAGUGUUUAAAUACAUUGAAGACAAAGAUGUAUUCCAAAAAUUUUAUAGUAAAAUGCUGGCCAAAAGACUUGUUGGUCACAUGUCAGCUUCAGAUGAUGCUGAAGCCAGUAUGAUCUCAAAACUUAAGCAAGCUUGUGGUUUUGAAUACACAUCCAAGCUGCAGAGAAUGUUCCAAGACAUUGGAGUCAGCAAAGAUCUCAAUGAGAAUUUUCGCAAACACCUUGAAUCUUCUAAAGAGCCCUCUGAUAUUGACUUCAGUAUCCAGGUGCUCAGUUCAGGGUCUUGGCCUUUCCAGCAGUCUUGUACAUUCACUUUACCUGUUGAGUUGGAAAGGAGCUAUCAGAGAUUUUCAGCUUUUUACAACAGUAGACACAGCGGUCGCAAGUUGAACUGGUUGUACCAGAUGUCAAAGGGUGAAGUUGUUACAAACUGCUUUAAAAAUAGAUACACCCUCCAGGCAUCGACAUUUCAAAUGGCAGUUCUGCUACAGUAUAACUCAGCUGAUACAUAUUCAGUUCAACAGCUGCAGGAGUCUACUCUCAUUAAAAUGGAUAUCUUGCUACAAGUGCUACAGAUACUUCUCAAGUCUAAGCUUCUUGUAGCAGAUGAAAAUGUUAGUGAAGCAGAUAUUAAACCCGAGACACCUCUGUCUCUUUUCCUGGGAUACAAGAAUAAAAAGCUUCGGGUCAAUAUUAAUGUACCCAUGAAAACUGAAGUAAAGGCAGAGCAGGAAUCUACUCACAAAAACAUUGAAGAAGACCGCAAGCUCUUAAUACAGGCAGCCAUAGUUAGAAUCAUGAAGAUGCGCAAAAGCCUGAAACAUCAGCAGUUAUUGAUAGAAGUCCUCAACCAGCUUUCAUCUCGUUUCAAGCCGCGAGUACCUGUUAUAAAGAAAUGCAUAGACAUUCUAAUAGAGAAAGAAUAUCUGGCAAGAGUGGAGGGACAGAAGGACACUUACAGUUACUUGGCAUGAUGACCGCUAACUUGGAUUAGUGUUUUUAUUUUCUGUUCUUCGUAGGGUCAUUGCUCACACAUUCAUUAUUUAUCAUUGACCCACGUCUUAACCGACUGGUAUCUAUCCAUCAGAUCAAACUGAGUUUUGUUUAAUUGUCAUAGCACAAUGGAAACUUGUUUAGUUUAGAUGAUAGUGUCUAUCAUCAAGCAAAACGAUGAAUACUUUCUGCUAGUUUUACAAAAUUUUGAUGAAGUUAUUUGCCACGCUACAGUUGUAUCCCUGAGUCGUCGUUGUUAUACAGAUGUGUAUGUGUGAGGUUUGUCUUACAACAUAUCUUGUUUGCAGUUAUCAGCUUAACUUUUCACAGGAAAAAAAUAUCUUAAUGCUAUAAACAUUUUAAUGCUACUUGGCAGUAGAAAUUUCUGAUUUGUACGGACAGUGAAGCUAAAAAAUACCUGUUUUGAUUUUAAUAGAAUUUUUUAACAGUUGUAUUUAUUUAAAAUACAAAUCAUUUGCUGUUUUGAUUAAGAACUACACAAAUAGUUUUUAAAAAAAGUUGCAGUUGUUCUUUUGUAAUGAAAUAACGUGAUACCAGCUAUUGUUUCCAGUGAACUUGUGUGUGACAUGCUUACGGGUACAACCAGAAAAUAGUGAUACUUUUGAUACAUUUUCUGUUGCCAUUCAAAGCUUGAUGGAUAAAUAUAACCCAUUCAGGAAUAUUGAUUGUUGUCUGAAAACUUAUCAAAUCUAUACUAGAAUGUAAACUGUCUGCAUGUCUACACCUGUUAGUUUUAUUGAAAGUGAGAGACUUGAUUUCAAUAACAGAGUAGACGUACCACCUGGUAAUUUCACAUGCCCUGCCCUGCAGUUGAAUGUUAAUAAAACAGCCUCAUACAGACUUGACAGUAAGGAACAAAGUAUUCAACGGUGCUUUAGUGAAACAGUUUAUGAAAUUCCGUUAGGUCAUACAUUACAGUGAGAUGUAUUUUAAAUAUUUUAUUUUGUUAUCCGUGCUUUGAGCUUUCAUUUUUUUUUUUUACUGUGUUGUUGAAAAAAAUGGACUAUAAAUUCAGUGAUUAUAUUUAUGAACUUACAUCUUAACUAAUUGGUAGGAAUAUCUAACUUUGUAUUACCUAAGUAUACAAAAGAAUUGCUUGAAUUCAGGUUUUAAGAUUCCAUAAUUUAUAAUUGUACAAAAAUUGUGCCAAUAAAGAAAUCUAUCUUACACAAUUUAGUUAGCAGAUCUAGGUCUUCUGUAGGCUUUUACUGGUUAAGGAGAAGAGUUAUCUGAUGUUAUCUGUAUGUGUUGUAUUUGAUGAGGUGAUAGUAUGCUCUAGUUCUUCUCUUGACAUGCCUGGUGUAUAGUAAAACAAAUGAUUGGUUUAUUCAAAUUUCCUUGCCUCUAGUACCAACAAAAGGUGAAUGUAAAUAAAUUUAUCUAGACUC
Physella acuta is the source of this 4089-nucleotide messenger RNA. RefSeq names its product cullin-1. Gene Ontology annotation, biological process: ubiquitin-dependent protein catabolic process. The record is from RefSeq and is a predicted model, not a curated record. NCBI's taxonomy places the organism in Eukaryota, Metazoa, Mollusca, Gastropoda, Physidae. Gene Ontology annotation, cellular component: cullin-RING ubiquitin ligase complex. Gene Ontology annotation, molecular function: ubiquitin protein ligase binding.